CUACACCGUUCACAACAGGACACGAAUCGAAAGGAACCCCAUACCAUGCCCAUACACUGGGACUGGGAUUGGGAGCACGAGCACGAGCACGAACACGGCGGAGCUCCUUUUCACUGGCCGCCGAGGAGGCAUUGGUCAACGGGCGAGCCGAAAUGCCGCCAGCGUCGCUACCAUCUCUCCCACGACAUGGACGUGUGCGCUCGGGAUUUCCAUCUGAGGGUGGACGACAGCGCCUGGUGUCACGGCUCGUGCCUGGUGGGCCGUGUGGUCAUUGAGACGGGCACAGAGCCUGACUCGCUGGGUCGGGGUACAUUCAAGGUGGUCUUGGACGUGCAUCACUUCCAGUUGGCAGAGCUCACGGUGAAAGCCAAGAACAGCGACACCAUCUGCGUGGAGGGCAAGCAGGCGGACGAUCGAGCCGAUAAGGGGCAGCUGUGCAUUACACGCGAGUUUACGCGAUGCUACAAGCUGCCCCGGCACUACGAUGCCACACAGGCGCGUGCCACAUUCUCGGCGGACGGCAUACUUAUGGUAACGGUGCCAGCACCACCCAAACUGGACGACGUGGAGCGUGUGGUGGACAUUGAGCCCACUGGCAACUACUUUGGCAGCAUUGCGGAUCCCAGUGCAUCCAAGGCCAUUGAGCAGCAGGCAAUUGACGAUUCAGCUGAUGGUGGCGAGGCUAAUCCUGCUGGCACAGCGACGGACAAAUGAAGCUGGCGACGUCUGGCGGUCGCGCGUACAUGGCGCCCACUCUGCAAGUGGAAGAAGCGUCUCCUGGGACGCGUGAAGACCGUCAGAGGCGGUCGUUGGACUUGAAUGAAGAAAAACACAAGUAUGACGAGCAUUUGGAUGUAAUAGAUGU
Molecule: messenger RNA, 865 nt
Organism: Drosophila albomicans
Lineage: Eukaryota; Metazoa; Arthropoda; Insecta; Diptera; Drosophilidae
Product: heat shock protein 23
Exons: 1
Coding region: 46-714 (222 amino acids)
Biological process (GO): protein refolding; response to heat
Molecular function (GO): protein folding chaperone
Source: RefSeq, a predicted model, not a curated record